CUUCCUUGUCAAGAUGGCGGCUCCCUUGACUCUACUUGUGAUUUUAUCCGUUACGAUCCGUGCCGUUCUGUACCGAUCCAGUCUAGCGGAGGUGAUAUCGGAGCGGGUGGAGGUCGUGUCUCCGCUGACCGCCUGGAAGAGAGUUGUUGAAGGUUUGGCUCUGCUUGACUUGGGGGUCUCACCGUACUCUGGAGAUGUUUUCCAUGAGACUCCUCUCAUCAUUUACCUCUUCCACUUCGUGGUGGACUACGCAGAGAUAACAUUUAUGUUGGCAGAUGUGAUCACUGCUGUGGCUCUCUACAUGGCAGUGAUGGACUACAACAAACAAGUGUUCAGAAAGCAGAAAUACGCCUUGGAGGCAGACCGCUACCCCCUCGACUGCCUGGAGCUCAUCAGAAGCCCAAAAGAAAUGUACUACAUCCCUCUGAAAGUCGCCAUGUUUUACCUGUUGAACCCGUUCACCAUCCUGUCCUGCGUCGCCAAGUCAACCUGUGGUCUGAACAACGCCGUCAUCGCCCUCUUCAUCCUUACUACAAUAAAAGGAAAUGUCUUGCUGAGUGCCAUAUUUCUGUCCCUGGCCACAUAUCAGUCCAUCUACCCUCUGACUCUGUGCGCUCCAGCACUGCUGUAUCUGAUGCAGCGUCAGUUCAUCCCGGUGAACUUCCGGCGUGUCAGCUUCUGGUGGUUCAUCGCGCAGUACGCCUUCAUGUACCUGGGCAGCCUGUUCGUCAUCGUCGGUCUCUCCUUUUUCCUGCUCGGCUCGUGGGACUACGUGCCGUCUGUCUACGGCUUCAUUCUCUCAGUUCCAGACCUGACCCCCAACAUCGGCCUCUUCUGGUAUUUCUUCGCCGAGAUGUUCGAACACUUCCGCCUCUUUUUCCUCUGCGUUUUCCAGAUCAACGUCUUCUUCUACACCAUCCCUCUGUCCAUCAAACUCAAGGAGCAUCCAGUGUUUCUGAUCUUCAUGCAGUUAGCUGUGAUCUCCAUCUUUAAGUCUUACCCCACUGUGGGAGACAUCGCCCUCUACAUGGCCUUCCUCCCUGUCUGGAGUCACCUACACAGAUUCUUGAGGAACAUCUUCCUGGUGUCCUGCGUCCUGUUGGCCUGUUCGGCUCUCUUCCCCGUUCUCUGGCACCUCUGGAUCUACGCCGGCAGCGCCAACUCCAACUUCUACUACGCCAUAACGCUGCUGUUCAACGUGGCACAGAUUCUGCUGGUGUCGGAUUAUUUCUACGCCUUCUUGAGGAGGGAACACCAUCUCAGCUAUGGACUGUAUCUGAAGAGGAAAGAUGGCUCCGAGGCUACACUAGUCCUUAAAUAAAACGCACACACACACACACACACACACACACACACACACACACACACACACACACACACACACACUCACUCAUACUGCCUGGCUGGGCAGUCUCUACCACGAAGGGAGAAACAGCUCGAGGUCUCACUUCAUCUUCACCGGGAGCAAACACAAACUAAGGAGGAUAAAAGCCGCUCUGGUCCUCGGACGAAAACAUUAGCACACGUACAGGAAGUGCGUCUGGUGUGACGUUAUACGCAAACUGCAAGUCACAACAUACAACAUGACGGACACAUGCAGAGACGGGAUGUAGAAUCUGGCUCCUGCCAUGUGAAACAAACAGACAACAGCUAAACAUCUUUAUCCUCCUUUUUCUCAUUUUUUUCCUCUUGAGCGCUCUUAUUUUGAAGCCUCGCUCUACUUGGAACCUGCACCGACGGGGGGUGGAUUUUAUUUUGAAGCCUUUUUUUCGUCAGAGCCAUUCCUAGAUGAAUUUUAUUCUGACACACACAGUUUAUCCUGCAGCUCCGUCCUGGACAGCGUUUUAUUUUGAAGCACCAACUCUCGUGCAGCUUUUUUUUUGUCUGAAAGGAAUCGUCACUCUUUGGGUGGGGGCUUUUAUUUUGAAGCCUUGUUCCGCCUGUGGAGGGGAAAUUUGUGUCUUGUCAUACUGAAUGUGGUCAGUGCAGUUAACCUCACACACCUCACACACCUCUUUGCCAUUGGUUGAGGCUGCGCAGGUCAAAGUUCACCAGUGAACCUCUUAAAGCUGCAGUAGGUAACUUUUAGACUCGUGCAGAUGCCAUAAAGAGCCAGAUUAUCUGUCUGAUGUAAAACUGUCAGGACAAAAAGUGAUUUUUAUAAAAGUUACCUGCAGCUUUAAACACUAAACUUAAUAUGAAAAGCUCCCACUGAGUUAAUAAUUCCUGAUAUCCAGCCGCUGUUUCAUGUUUACCUGAUUACAUUAGUGUUGAAACUGGUAUCUAUAGUGGCGGGAAGAGGAAGAGGAAAACUAUUUUUAAAGGGUUUAUAUGGAAGUCUAAAAAAUGUCCAUUUAUCUCUUUUUCUCACCACUUUCUUACAGUCGACUCUUUAACGAACAGACUUCAGAUUAUCAGUGUUGCAUCUCAUCUCAAGUGAAAACCAACACUAACAUCAUCCUGGUACAUAACUCUGGAGUAGUGAAAGCUUCAGCAGCCUGGAAACAGACAGUUCCUGUUAACCACCUGACCGAGAGCAACAGUGAAUGUGUUAAAACAACUGAAGUGCUUAAGUUCAGGAUCUGUGCAGAGCAGAAACAGGAGGUUAAGAUUUCAAUCCCACGUAUAAAGUUUGGGCUCAUAAUGUGCCACUAAAAUGAAUCGAUAACGACUUAAGUUUCAUAUUUUGGCUCUAUUCCUGCAUGCAGAUUAACAUAAUUAUUAAUAAUUAUUAUUAAAGUUAGAUUUAACCUCUUUAAAAUGCAUCAUGUGCCUGUCAGAAAGUGUUUGAAUAAUGUAAAAGUUGCUGGAAUAUAUGUUUAUUUGCUUUCUGGCUGACAGUUAGAUGAGAAGGUAUCACACUCAGGUGUAUGAACAGCGUAUUCAAUCAUUUAUACUCUCACAUCGUGUGAAUCUGUGGGUUUAAGAACUGCUGGUUCAUGGAUUUUGUUAUCAGAGCUAGGCGAGUUGUUAUACUAAGCUAAACCGGCUGCUGGUUGUGGCUUCCUGUGUAACAGCUGUAUCAGUCUUCUCAUCUAACUCUGCCAGAAACUAAAUAACCACUUUUCCCCCCCAGAAAUAUUCUUCAAAUUUAGGACAUAAAAGACGUCAUGAACAGUAUUUUAGUGGGAAACUCGUAUCCAAGGUGACACGAACGCAGCAUCAGCACCUCAUUGUACUCCCAACGUGUCCUGAAUCCAUACCACACUAACUAUAUACAGUAUGUGCUCACAUACUAACAUCAUAGUUCAGUUUGUGUCCAAAAAGUCCUAAUAUUUUAAUAUUUGUACUAACAGGACAUUAUACAAUAUGUGUGACGUCUCACUGCCAGUUAAACUUUAACAGGUUGAAUAUUUCUUUUGAUUUCCUCCUAAGCUCCUCCAUUUCCUUUCUGCAUUGCAUUGUGGGAGAACAGUGUCCAUCAACAGCACUCUGCACACUGACUUCUUUGUUACACUUAAUUAAUUCAACAGUAUGAACAUUAUACAUGCUGAUUUAAAUGAGUGUGUAGUGUGGAAUUGGGACAUCUUUCCAUUUGUUUACCUUUUUCAUUUAAUCUAGAAACCAGAAAAUUAAGACUAAUGAAGAAUUUCAUAUUUAAAAAUGUUACUGAUACAUAUUUUAUAAGGAUUUAAUUCACACCCAGAAAAAAAGCCUUAAACAGCCUCAGAAGUGAACACACGUUUUGUUGGACGCUGAUAUAAAGUUUUCUGUUUGACUUUAUAUAAUAAUCUACAGAUGAAUGUUUUUGUUUAUUAAUUGGUUUCUCAAUGUUAAAGUAAUAAUGAGCAAAUUUCACACACUAAACAAAAGACCUGCUGCAAGAAUUUCAACACGCGCGGCUAAAUACGACCAAAAAACGCAAAUUAUUGUAAAAUUAUUGGUUUUCAUGUGAAGUGACAUUAAGAUCAGUGAAGAAGAAAAGAAAAGCAAACUGUCCAAUAUAAAGAAGUAACGUGUGAGACACAAACACAGACGGGUUGUGAUCCGUCUUUUUACUCCUCGGUUUGAUACCAAUGAGUGAGGAGUAAUUUGUGAUAUUUAUUUAUUUGCUGCACUAAAAAAAACUUUGCAAAGAGAUUUAAUUUUGUUUUUAUUCUAAGAAGGAGGGAGCUCUUGUUUUGCUACUGUAUAAAAAAAUGAAUGUGUUUUUGUUUUGUUAAAGAUAUUAAACUGCUGGGUUUGAAAGGGGCCGAUGUUAUUAUUUGAAGAAUGAGUGAACGUGUCACAAUUAAGGAUUAUUAAAGUUGAGGUGUUGGUUUAAAA
Molecule: messenger RNA, 4266 nt
Organism: Dicentrarchus labrax (European seabass)
Lineage: Eukaryota; Metazoa; Chordata; Actinopteri; Moronidae
Gene: pigu
Product: phosphatidylinositol glycan anchor biosynthesis, class U
Exons: 12
Coding region: 14-1321 (435 amino acids)
Biological process (GO): protein localization to cell surface; attachment of GPI anchor to protein
Cellular component (GO): GPI-anchor transamidase complex; membrane
Source: RefSeq, a predicted model, not a curated record